AUGGCAUCUAAUGAUUCGGCACCGACAGCGUCUACUAGCAAUGCAAAAGUGACAUUCAAGAUCACUUUAACAUCGGACCCGAAGUUACCAUUCAAAGUACUGAGUGUACCGGAAAAUACACCAUUUACCGCCGUUUUGAAAUUCGCUGCUGAAGAAUUCAAAGUCCAAGCAGCGACAAGUGCGAUUAUUACCAAUGAUGGAAUAGGUAUCAAUCCGUCGCAAACAGCUGGAAAUGUUUUUCUCAAACAUGGCGCGGAACUUCGAAUUAUUCCACGCGAUCGUGUCGGUGUUGUGCAUGCCAAAAAUUAA
Adineta ricciae is the source of this 309-nucleotide messenger RNA. The record is from the annotation of a GenBank genome assembly. NCBI's taxonomy places the organism in Eukaryota, Metazoa, Rotifera, Eurotatoria, Adinetida, Adinetidae.